AUGAAAAAGCUCUGCAAUCUGAUCAACACUGACGAUGUUUCAAUAAGUGAAAAGUUCGAGUUUUCUGCAUGUUCCCUCGCAUUUUGCUACAAGAAGCGGUCUAGAUAUGUUGCUUUGAGUAAUCGAGAAUCAUUGUCUGACUCCUUGCAGAUGGCGAGGCGAUCAACCGCGAGCCUCAUAUUAAUCUGUUCUAUACUCUCACUAAUAACCAAUUUCCCUUCCGGUUACACAAACGCCACGAUCAACACGGCAGUUGCAUCCGUUGAACGGUAUAUUCGCGAUUCCUAUAACAUUAGAGGCUAUAAUAUUAGUGAAGAUGUAGUGGCUAUUGUAAAGGGUAUUAUUAUCAACUGUUGGUUCAUUAUGAUGGUAUUCGGUGCAGCAGUUACACCCUAUGUGACGGACACGUACGGAAGGAAAAUAGGAUAUAUAAUAGCUACUGGUGUUGCCGUUGCUGCUACCAUAAUCCAGUACUUGUCGGUCUUAUUUCAUGUUCCGGAAACAUUCGUGAUUGGUCGGUCGCUGACGGCAUUCUGCAGUCCAUUAGCAGACGCAUGUCUUCUGCUUUAUCUGCAGGCGCUCGUAAAGUUAUCAGACCAUAAAAUUCAUCACUGGAUGAGCUGCAAGGAAGCGAAGGGCGAAGAGACGUUGUUAGCCUAG
Cooperia oncophora is the source of this 660-nucleotide messenger RNA. The record is from the annotation of a GenBank genome assembly. Lineage: Eukaryota; Metazoa; Nematoda; Chromadorea; Rhabditida; Trichostrongylidae.